AUGGACCUAAUACAGUCGAAAAUCGUUGUUGGUAACGUGUGUGAACUAGAAGAGUUGCUUCAACAGAUUUCACAUACCGAAAGUGCCCCACCGGCAGUGUUGUUGUCCCAUGCGUACGCAGAAUUAACGCACCACAACGUACCACUGUCGGCGGAAGUGGUGCACUUCAUCGAGAGCGUAUUAAUUAAAGCCAGCUAUCAGCGUGCGGCCGCUUAUCAGCCCAACGAUAGCGCAGCGAAGAGCGAGCCGACGAACCGUGUAUUGCAUUUGGUGAAAAGUAUUGAUCUUAUCGUCAAUCACCAUCGGACGGGGCUGUACACCGAUAUCGAUGAAAGUAUGAUUCAACGCUUGCGCCAUGUUUACGCACACGUGUUCUUUCUUAAAACGCACCACCGGAAGUUGCCUCUUUUGCAGCUGCAGUUCUGCAUUGCCGUUUUCCUCAAGCUGGUCACGGGAAAAGCAAACAAUAGUUUCGAUGUCUUUUCCUUCGCGAUCGAUAAAGAACGUUUGAUUCGAUUUUUGCAACUCGUCAGAAACGAAUUGGUCAGCAGCCAGCACAGCCGGACUAUAUCGUUCGAACGCUACUAUCAAUAUAUUGGCUAUUUGCUGAAGGCCGACGGAAGAUCGAAGGCAUCAUUGCGUGUUCCUAAGCGAAUUCGCACCUUCAUUCGGGCGGACUUCCGUGUGAUGCAACCUUUAUUCAGUGGCAUCGAUUGCAAAAUGUCCUUCACCGAGCUUCCAUCGCAGUUGCAGAAGGGUUUGAAGGCUCACUACGACAAAACGGUCGAUUGGGACGCUCGGCGUCGAUACAAGAAAUAUUUUAAGGAACUCAACGACACCUACUUCCUCAUGAAGCAGCACUACUCGAUACGCAAGAUACUGUCCUACAUCGAUGGCGUACCUGAGGUUACCCCAAACACGCCGCCUUCUCCGACGAUCGUCCGUGCAAUCAAGCGAAGCAUACAGGUGAUUGGAGAAACGAUCAAAAGCACUCGCGAAACACCGAACAUUACGGUCAAACUGAACCGCGUCCUGAAGCUCAUCACGUCCGUCGCAUUGACUGAGCGGACCAAAGACUUACGCCAGUUCUUCAGCCACGGUUAUCCGUUGUCGAAAUGGGAAUUGGAGAGGUCCACCCCAGCGGAUGUGGCGACCGUGUUUCAGACGAUCGGAAAAAAUUUGCGCGAAGCUCGCCACUGGUUCGUUUACACGCAAACGCAGCAAAAUCUGCGCCUUUAUCGGCACUAUCUGGCGUAUUUGCUGGCGUUUGACUCCAUGGAUGCGCUGCGUAGUUACAUCGCGUUCGUGGGCACUGAAUUUAAGGCCAGUCUCAUACAAUCGUUUCUCCCCGAGCAGCUCACGGAGGCGAAACUUCUCCUGCAGGAAAUGCUGCGUACUUCAAGCAAAGACAGUGAUCCGGCGUACACCGCAACACUGCGGCCCGAUUUGGAGUAUCUCGAACGGGAAAUCGAGUUGCGCAUCAAUGCAAUCCGCAAUGAAAAUGCCUCACUCGGCCGUACCGUCGAUGAGUACUUCUUUCUCGAAACCUACAUACGCCAGCCGAGUGGAACACUCGAUCGUGUGCGAACGAUCGUUCGGUCGGUCCUGUGCGCAACGGAGCUCUCUAACCGGCACAAGCUUGUCGAAAAGACUGAUCUCCGGUUCGGUCGCGAACUCAUGGCUAGGCUCCACACGAUGGAGCGGGACGAAGGGCGGGCCAAUCUGUGGCACAGCAUCUGGCAGAGAUUGGCACGCGAUAAUUUCGACGGUAUCGACACGCUCAUGGGGCGAACGGAACAGCGAUCGGAUGUGGUCCUCGAUGAAACGGUGCGUACGAUGCAAUCUCUUGGACUACCGCUGGCCGAUGAGGAAUUCGUUCAGUUCGUAGAUCGGCGAUUCGUCAAAAGCUAUUACCCCAACGUGUUCGUGCUGGACAACAAGUACCGAGUCCUGAAGGAGAUCAUCAAGGAUCGUAGGGCGCAGGUUGGCGUGCGGGACGCUUUGGCGAAACUGAAAGAGUUGCGCCGUUCCGAUGAGGCCGUGCUGCAGGGAAUGUACGAUCAGCUGAUCGAUCGCAUGGGAGAAACCCUGCACAACGCUUCCGGCACACGGGCUGAUCAGAUAGCGCUCGAGUACAGUCUGCUCGAGGUAUCGGAAAUACUGUGCAAUCUGGGCUUGUUCCGGGACAAUGUGGCCGACCUGGCAGCCAGCAUGACACCGGUCGUCACGGGGCGCAAUUUGCGCAACUAUUUGGCCCACGACAGCCUGGCGUACGACACUCUGAUGGCCGGAAGUCCUGUGCCUGGCGCAACUAUCGUUCAUAACGCUCAAUUUUUGGUCGAACACCGGACUAGGCUUUACCAUGUGCCGAGUGUGUCCGGACCUCACAGCGCGAAAGGAGAACAACUGCAUUUUGAGGAAGUAUACAAACUGCAAACCGAGUGGACAGCGCAACAGGUGGAGUUUCUGGAACGUGUGAAACAGAUGGAUUUGGUGCAACAAUUUGCUGGAGGCGCACGUGCUGAUCUUCUACUGCCGAGACGCGAUCAUCUCGAUUACGACAUCGUGUCGAUAGCACUGAACGCACACCCGGCCAAAUUUAUUUCUCAGCUGGUGUGUUACGAGGAAAGUGAGGCAAACUUUUUUCACUUUCUACUAUCACACGAUUGCAUGGGUGAUGUGAAGGGAAUGAUCCGCAGCUUGAUAGAAAAUCCGCACCUGUUCUGCCUUCGUCUGGCACUCAUGAACGGCUUGUGGGAGGAAACGGAGGCUAGCUUUCGGCAUUGCCGUGACGAGCCGGAGGUACAGCCCAUCGUAACCCGUGAAGUUCCUUGCCUUUUCCGCAGGCACAGUACCCCGUUCAUCGUCCGUGUACUGGAACUGUUCCCAUCAGUCUGGUUUCACGGUGUGGCCGACCAUCUAGGCAAUACGAUCCUGCAUCUGGCGGUACUGCGGGGGGACAAGAAUUUGUUGCUGCUCGUGUUACGCCGCUACGGCAAUCUGGUGAAUGUGGCCAACAAAUUCGGAGACGUGCCAUUGCUGAUCGCUGUGCUCUACAGCGACGACACUGCAAUCGCCGAUCUGCUUUUCGAGCACGGUGCUAAUCCGUGGUCGGCUCCGAACAUCCUGGCUAAAGUUGCUUCCUGCAAUCGUUUGUCUCUUUUGCUGCGUGUAAGUGAUGCAUUCGCAAGCCGAAUGCCACCGGUCGGAGAUGACCUUCGGAACAAUCCGAUGCGAGCGGCCCUCGAGAGUGGCCAGUUCGAAGUGUUCCAAACGCUGCAUCGUACGUUUCGGUACGAUCUGCACCAAGGGGAGCUCUUGCAUCUGGCCUCACGACUCAAUCGUUUCGAGUUCCUGCGUUACAUUCUGCUCGAGGUGAAGGAUGUCGAUCCCGUGAAUGCGGGCCACUGUUUCACCCCACUUAUGGUAGCCUGCGGGUCUGGGCACUACGAAAGCGCACAGCUUCUGCUACAGCACGGUGCCAGUGGCGUGUUUCGAAAUGAGAACGGUUACAGUCCGUGGCACUGCGCCGUGUAUAGUGGCCGGAAGCGCGUCGUGCGACUCCUGCUAGCCAUGUGUCCGGGCGUGGACGUGAACACGAUCACGCGGGACAAACACUCCGCCUUGGGGCUCGCCAUAGAAGCGGGCCACAGUGUGCCCCAAAUGUUGGUACUUUUGCGGGCAGGCGUCUCCGUGUCGGCGGACCAUGUGCUUCAAGCGUGCACCGGGGACAGGUUUGUGAUCUUCAAACUGCUGUUGGAACGUCACCCGGAGUUUCUUGAGGCGCGGGACUACUUCCAGCGCACUCCACUCAUGCUGGCCGUCAUAGAGGGCAACGUAGCCAUGGUGCGCUAUCUCCUGGCUUGCGGGGCCAACGUGAAUACGGUGAACAUGCUCGGUAUGGGGUGUCUACACGUGACAGCCAUGAAUAACCAGGUGCAAAUAUGCACAAUACUGCUCGAGGCACCGAUCGACUGUGAGGCCGAGGACCGCUGUUGCCGGACGCCGCUGGUGGUUGCUUUGGAGUGCGAACACCUGACGAUGGUGGAGAUGUUGCUCCGGCACGGAGUGCAGCUGGAGAGCGCGUACCGGUUCCGGUACGGUGUGCGGCACCGGAAUGCUUCGUUGCUUCACAAAUUUACCAUCGAAAAGCGGCCCCGAAUGGUGCAGUACCUACUGCAGAAUCUCCGUUUUCCGCCGGACACCAAGGAUGAUGACGGCAAAACGGCAGCCAUGUACGAGAGCGAGGAAUAA
Molecule: messenger RNA, 4254 nt
Organism: Anopheles bellator
Lineage: Eukaryota; Metazoa; Arthropoda; Insecta; Diptera; Culicidae
Exons: 2
Coding region: 1-4254 (1417 amino acids)
Molecular function (GO): protein binding
Source: RefSeq, a predicted model, not a curated record